GCGUAUCAACGGUUCGGUUUCUACCCCCGUCUUCGAAAGAAAGUUGUGAAAUAUUUAGGCUACAUUACCUUUUCUGUAAAUCACUAAGAUUGUCAGAAUGGGUAAAAAAAGAUCAAGAGAAGACGGGCAGGGCGACGUCGCCAUGGCCGACCCUGCCGUCGAUAAGAGGGAGGACGACGAUAGUUCCGACGACGAGGACAUGGACAUUGUCAACGUCGAUUUUGAGCUCUUCAACUACGAUCCGCAAAUCGACUUCCACGGCGUCAAAACGCUCCUCCGGCAGCUCUUCGACGCCGACUCCCAGCUCUUCGACCUGUCCGGUCUCAGCGACCUCAUUAUCGAGCAGAACACCAUCGGUUCAACAUGCAAAGUCGACGGCAAGGCCAACGACGCCUACGCCUUCCUCACCGUGCUCAAUCUCCAGGAACACCGCGCCAAGAAGCCGAUUGCCCAGCUGAUCGAUUACCUCACCGACCGGGCCAAGACAAACGACAGCCUAUCAGGCGCCGUACCGGAGCUGCUCUCGUCGGGCAAGCACGUGGGGUUGGUGCUGGCGGAGCGGCUCCUCAACAUGCCGGCCGAGGUGAUCCCGCCGAUGUGGACGUGCAUGAUCGACGAGAUCGAGGCGGCCGUGGAGGACAAGGAGCCGUACGAGUUCACGCACUACCUGGUGGUGUCGCGGACGUACCACGAGGUGGCGUCCAGCCUGGACCAGAGCGAGCGCAAGCAGAAGAAGGCGCGCGAGGAGCCGGCGCUGCAGUACUUCCACCCGGAGGACGAGGAGAUGCGCAAGCACGCCGUCGCGGCUGGCACAUACGAGUUUACCAAGGGGGGCGAGGCGGUGGCGGACAGCAAGCGGGCCUUUCAGGAAAUGGGGAUCAAGUCGUGCGGGUUCAUGAUGCUGAUCGAGGCGGACAAGUUCCAGGGCGCGGUGCAGGCCAUCGCCGAGUAUGUUGGGACGGCCACAUAGGAGAUGGGGAGUCGGACGUGAAUGAAAAUAUAU
Messenger RNA from Thermothielavioides terrestris NRRL 8126, 1003 nucleotides. RefSeq lists its product as uncharacterized. Gene Ontology annotation, cellular component: nucleus. The record is from RefSeq and is a predicted model, not a curated record. Lineage: Eukaryota; Fungi; Ascomycota; Sordariomycetes; Sordariales; Chaetomiaceae. Bases 143 to 970 code for a protein of 275 amino acids. The transcript is spliced from 2 exons.